AUGGAAGAUGAGAAACCAUUUACCCUCGACCCACCCUUUGAAGAUGGCAAGGAGUCAGGUGGCCCAGAUCCUGCGACCGAGGUUGUAGGGAGCCAAGGUGGUGACCCAAUUACCGCCUCCACUAGCAAAACCUCCACUACCGUACAGAGCACUAAAUCAGGCUCGAGUACAAUCUCCGACGCCACCGCACAGAGAACGUCUCUCGAAGGCUUGAUCUCUGAUUCCGACGCUCCGCCUACUGACUCGAGUAGCGAAGAUGACGCCAAUCCAAAGUCGGUAUCCGACUCGGGAAAAACCAAGUCCAAGUCUAAGCAUAUCCGCUCGUUCAGCGGAAGCGGGACCUGGGCGUCGUCCAUGAUGAAAAAGUUGAAGGGUAUAGCUGCUGGAGGCAAGGACGAGUUCCGUGGCCGUCCUCCAGAGAGAAUCUCAAAGACAAAGAAGGAGAGUAAGGAGAAGCAAGAGUGGGCUACCAAGAGACUCAUUGAAGGCGAGCCGAUUUACAAGUACGCCGGGAUCGCCACCACCGCUACAUUUUGGCGAUUCAUACUCGAAGUUCCGGUCAACCCUGAUCCUACUAAGGGAAUGAGAGCACAUUAUACGAUCAAUAAACCGAAGACACCUGUUCAUGCUGGGUAUGGUGAACAAGGUCAAACGCAGCUGUUGAGUACCACCAUCACUUUCCACAUUGCGCCGACUGGUUCGGAUAUGCGAUUUGCUGCAUAUAGUUGCAAUGGGUUCAGCGAAGGUAUCGAUCCGGAUAACUUCAAAGGAGAAGGAUUCGAGAGUGGAUUCGACCCCGUCUGGGCAGACUUGCUAGAAAGACACGAGCAAAGACCGUUCCACGCCCUAUCUUCCCGUGCCCGUCCAAACGUUCUGAUGAACGACCAAUUUUAUAGGUUGAUGAAGGAACCCGAGUUACAAGAAUACGUCAAACUAAAGACUUCAGAAGACAAGAUUCGCUAUCCGCUUACGGAAUCUAUCAUCCCUAUGGUAAAUAUGCUGGAUGAUCAUGAUCUCAUCGACGGAUUUGGAAGCUACCCAGAGCCAUUACAGCGCUCUGCUUUCUUUAAACAGUACGGUGUAUUUACUAUCGUCGAAAGAAUUGGAGCUAACUUGAUCCCAAUAGUAUUGGCUCUCGAGGAUACUUUUGGUUCCUCCUAUUCCAGCAAUUUGUGGUGGAUACUGUUGAUGGAACCCUAA
Messenger RNA from Acaulospora colombiana, 1200 nucleotides. Lineage: Eukaryota; Fungi; Glomeromycota; Glomeromycetes; Diversisporales; Acaulosporaceae. The record is from the annotation of a GenBank genome assembly.